AUGUGGAUCCAGGUGCGCACCAUGGACGGGAAGGAGACCCACACCGUGGAUUCACUGUCCAGGUUGACCAAGGUAGAACAGCUGAGGCGGAAGAUCCAGGAGCUGUUCCACGUGGACCCAGGCCUGCAGAGGCUGUUCUACAGGGGCAAGCAGAUGGAGGACGGCCACACGCUCUUCGAUUAUGAUGUCCGCCUGAAUGACACCAUUCAGCUCCUGGUCCGCCAGAGCCUCGCACUCCCCGCCAGCCUCAAGGAGAGGGACUCGGAGCUUUCGGACACAGAUUCCGGCUGUUGCUUGGGCCAGAGUGAGUCGGACAAGUCUUCCACCCACGGUGAGGCAGCUGCUGAGACAGACAGCAAGGCAGGCGAGGAUACAUGGGAUGCGACGGAGCUGGGCCUGUAUAAGAUCAACGAGUAUGUGGAUGCUCGGGACACGAACAUGGGGGCGUGGUUCGAAGCGCAGGUGGUCAGGGUGACAAAGAAGGGACCGUCCCAGGAUGAGCCCUGCAGCUCCACUGCCAGCCCAGCUCUGGAAGAAGACGUCAUUUAUCACGUGAAAUAUGACGACUACCCGGAGAACGGGGUGGUCCAGAUGAGCUCCAGGGAUGUCCGAGCUCGUGCCCGCACCAUCAUCAAGUGGCAGGAGCUGGAGGUGGGCCAGGUGGUCAUGCUCAACUACAACCCCGACAACCCCAAGGAGCGGGGCUUCUGGUAUGACGCGGAGAUCUCAAGGAAGCGGGAGACCAGGACGGUGCGUGAGCUGUACGCCAACGUCAUGCUUGGGGAUGAUUCUCUCAAUGACUGCCGGAUCGUUUUCGUGGACGAAGUCUUCAAGAUCGAGCGCCCAGGCGAAGGGAGCCCCAUGGUGGAAAACCCAACGAGACGGAAGAGCGGGCCCUCCUGCAAGCACUGCAAAGACGACGUGAACAAACUCUGUCGGGUCUGCGCCUGCCACCUGUGCGGGGGCCGGCAGGAUCCCGACAAGCAGCUCAUGUGCGAUGAGUGUGACAUGGCCUUCCACAUAUACUGCCUCUGCCCGCCCCUCAGCAGCGUGCCAAGCGAGGCUGAGUGGUACUGCCCCGAGUGUCGGAAUGACACCAGCGAGGUGGUGCUGGCAGGAGAGAAGCUAAAAGAGAGUAAGAAGAAGGCUAAGAUGGCAUCCGCCACGUCAUCCUCACGGCGGGACUGGGGCAAGGGCAUGGCGUGCGUGGGGCGCACGAAGGAGUGCACCAUCGUCCCAUCCAAUCACUACGGACCCAUCCCGGGCAUCCCCGUGGGCACCAUGUGGCGGUUCAGAGUUCAGGUCAGCGAGUCAGGUGUUCACCGGCCUCACGUGGCGGGCAUCCACGGCCGGAGCAACGACGGGGCCUACUCCCUGGUCCUGGCCGGGGGCUAUGAGGACGAUGUGGACCAUGGGAAUUUUUUCACAUACACAGGUAGUGGUGGUCGAGAUCUCUCUGGCAACAAGCGGACUGCAGAACAGUCUUGUGAUCAGAAACUCACCAACACCAACAGGGCAUUGGCUCUCAACUGCAGUGCCCCCAUCAACGACCAAGAAGGGGCCGAGGCCAAGGACUGGCGGUCGGGGAAGCCGGUCAGGGUGGUGCGCAACGUCAAGGGCGGCAAACACAGCAAAUACGCCCCUGCCGAAGGCAACCGCUACGACGGCAUUUACAAGGUCGUGAAGUACUGGCCCGAGAAGGGGAAGUCCGGCUUUCUCGUGUGGCGCUACCUUCUGCGACGGGACGAUGACGAGCCAGGCCCCUGGACAAGGGAAGGGAAGGACCGGAUCAAGAGACUGGGACUGACCAUGCAGUAUCCAGAAGGCUAUUUGGAAGCCCUGGCCAACCGAGAGAAGGAAAAGGAGAACCACAGGAAAGAGGAGCAGGAGGAGGAGGGCUUCACGUCUCCCAGGAAGGGCAAGGGCAAGUGGAAGCGGAAGUUGGCAGGAGGUGGCCAGAGCAGGGCUGGGUCCCCGCACCGGACCCCCAAGAAAACCAAGGUGGAGCCCUACAGCCUCACGGCCCAGCAGAACAGCCUCAUCAAAGAGGACAAGAGCAACGCCAAGCUGUGGCGCGAGAUCCUGAACUCGCUCAAGGAUGGGCCGGUGAGCGCAGCCGUGUUUCAGAAGUUCCUGAGUAACGUGGAGGAAACAUUCCAGUGUAUCUGCUGCCAAGAGCUGGUGUUCCGGCCCGUCACAACUGUGUGCCAGCACAACGUGUGCAAGGAUUGCUUGGACCGAUCCUUCCGGGCUGAGGUAUUCAGCUGCCCGGCCUGUCGCUACGACCUAGGCCGGAGCUAUGCCAUGCACGUGAACCAGCCGCUGCAGAACGUCCUCAACCAGCUCUUCCCUGGCUACGGCAACGGCCGGUGAUCCCCAAGCACUUCUGAGCAGGCAAUUUUCUUAAAGCGCAUUGGCAGGGUCUUUCUUUGGCCCUUAUAUUGUUUUUAGUAGGCUUAACUUAAACAUGUAGUUUUCCCUCCAUUCCCUAAAAAGGCUUGUCUUCCCUUUUUUUUUUUUUUUUUUUUAAUCUAUACAUUUUCAGGAAUUUAUGUAUUCUGGCUGAAAGUUGGACUUCUCAGUGUUUUAUUUAGUUUUUUAAAAAUAUAAAGCCUGCAGUGUAUCAGCGAAAAGCAUUUUUUUUGAACAUGGAAUUAGCAACUACGUGGCUUGAAGGCUGCUUUUAUGUUCCUCGUGUCAAGUUCUCAGAAAUUCCCGCCACCGACUAAUAAGAAGGCGUCUGGCUGCCUAGGACAAUUUUUCCAAGCUUUGAGGGUUUGGCUCCCAAGGUCAAAGCAAGUGCAUCUUCCAGAAGGCAUUUUUAUGGUAUAAAAUCCAGCACGAUGGUUCCAGCAGUGGUCCUGGACGUGGCGUGGCGUGGCCCAGCCGUCCCUCAAGAAGCUGUUGAGAGAGGAAGAAAUUUCUCUUGGCCUGGUUUAAACUCUCACCUCAAAGCCAUCCCACAUCAGGCUGCUUUGGUGUCCAAGAUCCCCAAUGUGAGCAGAGUUGGGGCCCUACAGAAACUACCUCGGCUGGACUGUCCGUGGGGCCGGGCGUGUGGCCCGACACUGCCCACGGAAGCAAGCACUCAAAGCCAUGUUCAAGUGCCUUUAGUUGUUCCUUUCUUUCUAAAGACGGGGCGGGACUCGUUUUUUAGCACUGAAUUGUUGAAAUUGCCAACCAGAUUCUAAAAACUGUGGUCAUCCAGUUCUUCCUGGUGCUGGGUGGAUGUUUGGGAAUGGUUUGAGUUUUAGCGAUCAUUUAAAUCCAGUUUAUUAACUCAGAUGUUGAGAAUUUGAAGAGGGAAUUUUUUUUUGAACGAACACUUUUUCUAAAUGAAAUUUUUUUUGUAGUUACUGUAUAUGUACCAAGAAAGAUAUAACUUAGGGUUUGGUUGUGUUUUUUGUUUUUUGGGGGGUUUUUUUGUAUUUUUUGGAAUGGUUUAUUAAUUUUUCUAACUUUACCAAAGUUUGCAGCUUAUACCUCAAUAGAACAGGGAUAUUUUACAUCACAACUACAGACAAACUGGAGCAAUAUUGUUUUUAAAGGUUUUUUUUGUACCCUCCUCAUUGUUAGAUUGUUAAUGUAUUAGGGAAGAAACAACAAAAUCCUACGUAGGCUUUUUUUAAAGUUCGAUAUUCUUUGCCCGGAUUUUAGAUUCUCAGAAUAAAUGUUUUUCACAGAUA
Galeopterus variegatus (Sunda flying lemur) is the source of this 3686-nucleotide messenger RNA. It is a transcript of the gene UHRF1, whose product is annotated as ubiquitin-like with PHD and ring finger domains 1. Gene Ontology annotation, molecular function: protein binding; ubiquitin protein ligase activity. The record is from RefSeq and is a predicted model, not a curated record. Gene Ontology annotation, biological process: negative regulation of gene expression via chromosomal CpG island methylation. NCBI's taxonomy places the organism in Eukaryota, Metazoa, Chordata, Mammalia, Dermoptera, Cynocephalidae. The transcript has 16 exons. The coding region runs from base 1 to 2373 and encodes 790 amino acids.